Molecule: messenger RNA, 1596 nt
Organism: Synchytrium microbalum
Lineage: Eukaryota; Fungi; Chytridiomycota; Chytridiomycetes; Synchytriales; Synchytriaceae
Exons: 6
Coding region: 1-1596 (531 amino acids)
Biological process (GO): endosomal transport; endocytosis
Cellular component (GO): cytoplasm; plasma membrane
Molecular function (GO): protein binding; calcium ion binding
Source: RefSeq, a predicted model, not a curated record
AUGAGGGCGAUUGCAGUCUACGAUUGUGUGGGUGAUGAUCCAACAGAGCUUACUUUCUCUAGUGGACAGACAAUCAUAGAUGUUUCCGAAGCUGAAGACCAAGGAUGGUACAAAGGAAGAGUGGAAGGCACAUCUGUAUUCGGUGUCUUCCCAGGGAACUACGUCCGAUUUGAGGAAGAUCCAGUUGAACAACACGUGAAUAUACCGGCUCGUGGAGCGACUAGAGUGCAAGGAGUGGAAGGACUGCCUGGACCGAAUCUUCUCUCUGCUAAACUGCAGCCUGUCGAUGCUGCUCGACCUAUGUCGAGCCUGAUUGUUAAGGGUCCAGCAGCAGGUCCAACGCUUCCUGGAGCCUAUAAUCUGACGAAAGAACCGAUAAAAUCUGAAAUACCGGACUGGACACGAAACGCUUUUGCUCCUCGCAAACCCAAAAUCGAUGCAAUGGCUACUAGACAAGCUCUUAUGGAAAAGUCAACUACAUUAGCAGUUAUGGCUCGUGAAAAGACUGCAGCUUCACGAGCCCCAUCAAACGUUGGAACAGUAAAUAGUAUAGCUGCCAGUUUUGGUGGUACGACAGGAGCUGCUGCUCAGCCUUCAAGAUCAUUUAGUGGGUCUAGUAGCAGUUCUACAUCAUCGGUAGCCACCAACGUUGCCAAAUUUGGAGUUGUAGGAGGCCCAACAUUGUCUCAUUCAACUUCAGCCUCGUCAUUGACGAGUAGAUCAGUGUCUGCGGGCGGUAGUCCAGCAUUACCACGUAGGCCACCAAUGCUACAAUCCAACUUGUUGGCUCAACCUCCUAGUACACCUCCAAGAAAUGUGGUUGCAGAACCAGAGCCUGAAUCGGGUGUUAUAGAAACGUCAGGACCUAAAUCUGUUGCUGCAGCUGCUAAAGCCUUUGAAGCAGCUGCUAAUGCCAACAGCAGUUAUAAUAGUGUUAAUAGUAGUGUCAUUUUUGGAGGAAUGCCAUUGAAGAAGACAACCUUUUCUUCAGUCAGUGCUCCAGCAGCUCUAUCAACCAGCAACAUCAGUAGUAAAUCCAAAUCAAUCACAUCGCCAUCCAGUGCUACAUUUACAGUCGUAUCAUCAUCUGCCACACAAUCAUUCAAUAAUAGCAACAGCAGUAACAACAGCGACACACAUAAUAACAGCAACACCACUUCUACAUCAACUCCUGCACCCAAUCAUCAACCAGUCAAGAAGGAAAAGCCAGCACCACCUCCUUCAAGGCCUGUAAAACCAGCCGAACUCAAGAGUGGAGUACGCCAAUCAACAGUAGCAGCAGGGAACACAACAUCGAACAGUGCAGACGACAUUCCAGACGAUGCCAAAACAAGAUAUGAGGAUGUGUUUCAACGAUAUGAUGCUAAUAAUGAAGCCAUUCUCAGUGGUGAUGAAGUACGGACAAUCUGGAUGCGUUCUGGCCUCGACCCUCCAACACUUGGACAGAUAUGGGUAUUAGCUGACGUGGAUGAAGACGGAGCGUUGACAAAAGAAGAAUUCUGCAUUGGAAUGUUUCUCAUUGAUGAAAGACUAAGAGGUGUGGAAAUACCAGACAGGUUGCCGGAAAAUCUCAUAAAGUAUGCCAUGCACGGUUAA